Molecule: messenger RNA, 5998 nt
Organism: Ziziphus jujuba (common jujube)
Lineage: Eukaryota; Viridiplantae; Streptophyta; Magnoliopsida; Rosales; Rhamnaceae
Exons: 9
Coding region: 111-5396 (1761 amino acids)
Source: RefSeq, a predicted model, not a curated record
ACCUAUCCCGACCGUUCAUCCCAAAUUCCAGUGACCUCCUCCUCCUCUCUCUCUCUCUCUCUCUCUGAGGAUUUGGUGGUUGAUUUCCAUGGCAACACAGUGAGUGAAAAAUGUCGUCGGUAGAGAAGCUCUUCGUCCAGAUCUUCGAGAGGAAGAGGUCGAUCGUGGACCACGUCAAGCACCAGGCCGACCUCUUCGACCACCGCCUCGCUUCCAAACUCCAUUUCGAGGGAAUUCCUCCCCCUUCCUGGCUUUUCCCUCUCGAAUCCCAACCUCAGACCUCAGACCCCAAUGAGUUGAAUGCAGAAGGGCUCAUUUCGAGAGUAUGUCAACUGCAUCCACCACCUGUGGUCCCCUUUUCGAGUAGUCAUUGCUCGGUCUAUGAGAAGCCAGUUUCUACUGCUCAUAAUAAGGACCUACUCAAUGAUUUGUGUGCUGAAAUUUCUGCUUUUGAGAAAAGUUUUUAUGCAGGAGAUGAGACGUCAGUUUUUCCACUGCACCCUAUCAAAGAUGCUGGAUGUGCCUCAAACCAUAUUCCUGCACCGGAACUUUGCUCUAUGUUCCAUGAAGGUCAGCGAGAUGAGGAUCCUAGUAUUAUCUCCCCUGAAAAUAAGAGAGAUGAUCGUAUAUCAGAUGCCAACCAUGAGGCAGCUUUAUCAUUGGCUAGGAUUCAAAGGUCGAGGUCAAGGCAGAAGGCUCUUGAGCUCCGAAAUAGUGCAAAAGCUGCUAAAUGCUGCUUGCAGGAUGAGAACAAUGCUAGUAGUAAUGCUGGUGGUGUCAUAGAUUCUACAAUUUCUUCCUUUCAGUCUGACCAACUUUUUGGAUUAAACUUAGUUAAACAUCUCGAUACUGAUGAUGAAACUUGUGCAGUGGAAGAUGAAAAAGUAGCUGACUGUUUGAGUAUUGAAAGAGAUAUGGCUGUUUACUCUACUAAAGCCAUAUCUGAUCAGAAACACAGGUUGUCGAAUGCGAGUAACUCAUCUUGUGUUGUUGGGAAAGACGGUGCUGCCUUUGCAAAUUCCAUGCCUAAUUAUGGGAGUCAACCAAUACACUUGGCUAAUCAAUCAUAUGCUGCUUGUGGAAGCCAUGAAGCGAAGGAAGCAAUAGUUGGUGAUUACUGGAGCAAGGAUGAGGGAAGCAAUAAAUACUGUAGGAGAAUAACUAGGUCUAUCAGCUCUAUCCAACAGAAACAUUGUGUGAAUGAAUUGUUGAAGUUGGAUGACUCUUCUAACAAUGACAAGGUGGAUGGAGUUAACAAUUUAAUAAGACAACUGAAACUUACCAAUGAAGGGGAACCGGUAAAAUCUUUUGACAUCACUGAAGAAAGUUGUGGCAUGAAACCAAAGGCAAAAGUGUGGCAGGAGAAGGAACGUGGAAGUAAUGACUACAAUGGUAGAAUAACAGGAUCGAGAAGUUCUAAUCAACCAUGCAACACCGUUCAUGAUUUGUCGAAGCUGGUUAGAUCAUCUCCUGUGGAGAAGAAUCUUGAGUUAUGUGCAGUAAAUGGAAAAGAACAUCCUAGGAAGAGAAAUUCUUCUGAGGGAUAUAUCUCUAAAAGGAUAGGGUCUCAUGCCACAUGUAGUGGUGAAAAAAUGUCGAAGGCUGUUAGCCUGGAUGUCUCCAGUCAAAUUAUUAGCAAGUCCUCUUUAGCUGCUUCCAACAAGUCUCAUAAUGUAAAGCAUACUCAGGUAUCAGGCAGAGGUUCCUUCCCGGUUCCAAAGGAUCUAGAGCUAUGCGCAGCAAAUUCAACAGAUUCUUCAGACAAGGAAACUAUUGCAGAUGACUAUGCUGGUAGAAAUACGAGGAUAGAGGCUACAUCUACUUCCGAAAUAACUUUAAAACCUGUCAACUCUUGUGAUUUGGGUUGUAGAGAUACACUGUCAAGGUCUUCUGCUUCAAACAAGUCUCUGCUGGCUAAAUUUUUAAACAGGUAUCAAGGAAUUGAGAAUCAGGCACUGUCAGAUGCUAAGACGAAAGAUCUACCUUCUACCAGCACCUCUGUACUAGUUGAUCUGGACAGGUGUGCUGAAACUGUUAAAGCAAAUGAAUCUGAUCCUUCUAAGCAAGUUGUAGCCCAUUCUGUUUGCUCCAAUUCUAAUUCAGAUGGUGUUGGCCUUAGUGUUGGACUGGAAAUUUUAGCACCAAAGUCCUCUGAUUGUUCUAUGCUUGUAAAUCCCAAGCAACUUGAUUUUGAUGAUGUUGAACAGUCCAGUGCUGUAAAUGGCAUUUCAACCCUUCCGCUUAGAAAUGACACACAGGGUAGCUCAUCAGAACAAAGAUCUCUUACCUUGUUGGAACCUGUAGAUAUACUGGAUAAAGUAAUUUCUGUCAAUUACCAGGAAAAGUGCAACUCAUCUCCCGAGAUUCCUCCGCGGGAAGUUUUGAGUAGAGAAGAGGAACCCCAUAGAGGUUUAUCUGAAGAAAUUGCUGAGGACAAAGAUCAAGAAGUAAAAGCUAUGAAUGGAAGUGCUAUUUCAUCACUAAAAGAAAUAUCUGAUGUUCAAAAGGAUCUAGUUGUGCAUACUUCAGUAAAGAAUGACAAAACUUUCCAAAAGAAAUCUUCUUUGACAGAAAAUCCAACUGCCUUAAAUGAACCAUGGGAAUGUUCACCUCGAAGCCUGCUUAACAAGAUAAUGGAUUCUCAUCUGUGUAAUGACAAUGGCGAUACAAGAAUAAAUUUGUCCUCUGCAAAAGAUAAUGGAUUCUCUACAGUAAAGCAUAUAGAGUUAGUUUCAGAAGAUAGUAAACUGGAUACUCACUGCUGUGGUGAUCCUAAUGUAGCAAAAGAUGAUGAUUUUCUUGUAGUACCCAGGCUCGGACUUCCUGAAAAUGUGGAUGGGUAUGGAGAUCUUACAGUUGUAGACUCCUUCGCAAGUAGUCAUGAUGACAAAGAUAUAGGUUGUUCCAAAUCAACUGGACGCCAGAUUGAAGAGAAGUCCAUGACUAGAGGCUCUUUUAGCUCUUCCUUGGAGGGUUCAUGGACACUUAAUAAGCGAAGAAAGAUUGGACCAGUUGAAACCCAAUCUGCUUCACCUGAUAUCAAAGAAGUCGCACUCCACAUUAUGAACAAUGAUUCUAUGAGUAGAGACUUGUUAAUUGAAGAACAUAGUCCAAAGGCUUUUCUGGAAUCUCAAAAACUUUCGACUUCUGAUGAAGAUGUUGCACAACUAAUUGUCAGUGGCAAUCAAGUUGAAAUGCAUCAAACUGAGGAACCAAAUGUCAUAAUAGGGUCUGAAUUGUCACCAAAGCUGCAAAUUGAAGAGGGCUUCUUCAGCUUACAAGGUGAGGAAAUAAGAGCAAAUGCACCAUUUACUUUUAUCCAUGAAGAAUUGAGAGCAUCACUGGUCUCAAGUUUGAUCAGACAGGCUGCUGGAAAUUCUCAAGGUAAUUUGAUGAAGGAUGCAAGAGCUAUAGAGUCAACUAGCUUUUUCUUUGAUGCACAAACACAGUGUGCUACAGAAGAGAACUGUGUUUCAUUCCAUCUUCAAGAUCAAUCGGUACUAGGAAACACUGAACCUCUGACUUGUAGUAAGAGAUUAAUGCAGGAAAAGAGAUCUUCUCUGGAAGGGAUGAACAAAUUUUCAUAUGGCUCCAUUGGUUCUCCAGUUGGCCAAUCCUUGGAUUUGAUUGGUGCUGAUAAGACAAUGCCUGUGCUUGAGAGGUUCAUGAUGCAAUCAGAUGGUGAAACAUCAUGCAUUAAUGGUGAGGGAAUUAGCUUUGACCAGCCUAACCUUCCAACAACUACAACUGAAAGUUCUAGCAUGGUGGAUCAGCUUUGCAAAUCUGCUUGCGGGCAGACUCCAGUAUCCUUCUCAUCAGCUUCAUUUAGAUUGCACAGAAUUCCAAACUUAUACCAGUCUGUUCCCAAUGGCCUUUUAGAGGGUAUAGAUCUGAGGACCAAACUUCCUAUCAAUGAUACUGUAAAGCAACUUAGGGAUGGUUAUAAUUGCUUGAGUGAGGAAGUGAGAUGUGCCUUUGAUGGGAAGUCCUAUUCUGAUUGCCUUCCAAAUUUGAGUGGUCAGUCUGGUUGGGAUAUAAAGAAACCUUGUACAUCUCCGAUUAGGAAACUUUGGGACAGAAUCUCAUCAAACUAUGGUAGUUCAGAGAAGAAGCAGAGUUUAAAUCCUGAGCUUCCUUGCAUCAGUGAAGAAAAUGAGAACAUGGAAGAGCUGGCUGAUACUGUGGGAGACAUCGUCAUUUCAAAGGUUAAGUCAAGCUCAAUAAUAAGAAAACCACUUGCAGACAUUACUGAGAUUCCAAACCCUCCUGCAUCUGAAGCUAGACAAUGUGUGGAGAGAUGCAGUUUAGAUUCAGUAAACACGGAAUUGAGUUUUAAGGGGACUCAUAACAAGGUCAAAAAGAAGCUUGGCACACGUAACAGCAGCAAGAGGACCGCUGGAUCACUUCAUGACAGGUUAAACAAGACUAAGCUGUCUGGAAAAACCAGCUUGAGAAAAGAAGGGCCGAGUUUCACUGAGGUGGAAUCUAAGCAUAAUAAUAUUGUGUCCAAUAUCACUUCCUUUAUUCCACUUGUUCAACAAAAGCAAGCUGCUGCAGUUUUAACAGGGAAGAGGGAUGUAAAGGUCAAGGCCCUGGAGGCUGCUGAAGCUGCAAGGCGUGUUGCAGAAAAGAAAGAGAAUGAACGCAAGAUUAAGAAGGAAGCCAUGAAGUUUGAGCGAGCAAGAAUCGAGCAGCAGAAUUUGAGGCAGCUAGAGCUGCAGAAGAAAAAGAAAGAAGAAGAACGAAAGAAAAAGGAGGCUGAUAUGGCAGCAAAAAAAAGACAAAGGGAAGAAGAAGAGAGGAAGGAGAAGGAAAGAAAAAGAAUGCGUGUUGAGGAAGGAAGGAGGCAGCAGAGAGAAAAGGGGCAGAAAUUACAUGCAGAGAAAGAAGGGAAAGAAUUGAAAUGCCGAGCCACUGAUGAAAGAAGACAUGAGAUGAAGGAACCAAAGGGUGAAGGGGAAAAGCAUGAAAAUAUGGAAAAACAGCAAGGGGAGGCCAAUCUCGGGAAAACUUCAGAACCUGAACAUAGUACUACUGGGAUUUCAACAAGUGAUGGUAGAAGAGCUGGCAAUGAUCAUGAAGAGCCUAAAACCACAAGUGAUUUUGGAAAUAAUACAGAGAUGACAAGCAAUUUUGGGGAACCUACAGGAAACCUGGUUACCAAUAUGACAACGGAAAAAUCAUAUGAUAUUUCCCCAUACAAAGAGUCAGAUGAUGAAGAUGAUGAUGAUAAUGACAUACCAAACAGUAAAUUUAUUCCUUCAUGGGCAAGUAAAAAUUGCCUGCCUCUUCUUGUUUCUUCCCAGAAUAGAUUUGACCCGGAGGUGAUUUUCCCUCCAGAAAGUUUUUGCAGUAUUUCUGAAGUUUGCUUGCCUCGAAAGAUCCAGAACAAGUAAUAGGGACCUGAACUGGAAUAAUGUUGAUAUCUAUUGCCUCUAUUCUUCAGUGAAUUAGAAAAAGAGCUUUUUUGUAUCAAGGGAAGAUUCCCAAAAAGAGCCUUUCGAAGAGUUCUUGUGCAGGUGUUCCCUUAGCAGCAUAUUGUAGCUGACCCUGCAGUUGUGCUUCUAUUGGGAGUUAAAUAUUAUACAUUUCGCAAAACUUUCGAGCAAUUUUAUUCUGCUACAGUUUCUUGGGCAAUCCAUGGGUAUUAGAAAUAUUUCCAAAGAUACCAAAGCGCAGCUAAAAAAGAUUCAGCAAAUUGUCUUUCUUCUACCGGUUCCUGUUUCUGCACGAAAGAUACUUCUUGGUGAACUACUUCGAGUUUUAGAACUUGGCUGUAUAUUAGAGAACAAGUUUCUAACUUGUUGAUUCUCCUUUUUUUUUUCUUUUUUUCUUUUUUUUUCUUUUUUUUGUGGGUGUAAAUCCUUUCGAGAAUGGCUCAUUCUUUGAGGCCAAAGCAAAUAUUAAAUUGUUGUUCCUACAAAAACGUAGCAACAAUCUCUUUUGUUAUUUAGAUUGUAUCUAUAAUUCAGUCCUAUGGAAAAUAAUUUUCUUCCAA